UUUUAUUUUGAUAGGGAGUAUCACGUGUGUCCAGUCUGAUCCAAGCAACAUCUAAAAUCUUUGACUGAAUCGCGGAAGUUGUUGUCAUAUGACUUAUGACUGCUAAAAUGUUACUAAUCCCUGGAUAAAAGUGGCCUAAAAGGUGAAUGAAACACCAUUUGAUAACGAAAUGGAGGAGAUAAAAGUGUCUCCUGACUACAACUGGUUCCGAAGUUCAGUUCCUCUGAAAAGAAUAAUCGUGGAUGACGAUGACAGUAAGGUCUGGUCGCUGUAUGAUGCUGGCCCAAAGAGCAUUCGCUGCCCCAUCAUCUUCCUGCCCCCAGUCAGCGGAACCGCAGAGGUUUUCUUUCAACAAGUACUAGCACUGACUGGCUGGGGAUACCGCGUCAUCUCGCUUCAGUACCCUGUUUACUGGGAUCUACUUGAGUUCUGUGAUGGCUUCAGGAAGCUUUUAGACCACUUACAGCUGGACAAGGUCCAUCUCUUCGGUGCCUCUCUGGGUGGAUUCCUGGCUCAGAAAUUUGCUGAGUGCACUCAUAAAUCCCCGAGGGUUCACUCUCUCAUCCUGUGCAACUCCUUCAGUGACACCUCCAUAUUUAACCAAACAUGGACUGCAAACAGUUUUUGGGUUAUGCCCGCCUUUAUGCUAAAGAAGAUUGUUCUUGGGAACUUCGCCAAAGGACCUGUAGACCCCAAAAUGGCAGACGCUAUUGACUUCAUGGUUGAUCGACUGGAAUCUCUGAACCAGAGCGAGCUAGCCUCGCGGCUAACGCUAAACUGCCAGAACUCCUACGUGGAGCCGCACAAGAUCAAGGAUGUGGCCGUCACCAUCAUAGACGUGUUUGAUCAGAGUGCUCUUUCAAAUGAAGCCAAGGAGGAGAUGUAUAAGCUGUACCCCAACGCCAGGCGUGCUCACCUGAAGACUGGAGGAAACUUCCCUUACCUGUGCAGGAGUGCAGAAGUCAACCUCUACAUACAGAUCCACCUGCGCCAGUUCCACGGCACACGCUACGCUGCCAUCAACCCGGCCAUGGUGAGCGCAGAGGAGCUGGAGGUCCAGAAGGCCCACCUGAACCAGAACGGCGACAGCGAUGAGGAGUUCUAGGGCUCAGACUGCACCAGCCCCCCCCCCCCACCCCCCACCCCCGCCCCGGUCCUAAAGGAGGUCAUGUGAGACCACGGCACGGCACCAUGCGGCGCAGUGUGACUGCACUAAAACAUACAAAAAUAAACCUGUGAACUAGCAGUCAGAAAACCGUGGAUGUCACACAUACUGUACAGUUGAACAUUUCAAACUGAUCUUUACUUGGUCCUGUGUUUUUUUCUAUGAUGUAUUCAAUCAAUGAUGUUUAAAGGAGACAAUUUUUACUUUACAGGAGAAAAUAAAGUAUUUUAAUAAUGACUAUUUCUGUAAAUAAUUAUGAAUUGGGUACAUUAUUUAAAAUGACCUUAAUAAGAUGCCAUACUUUUUCAACCUGUUGCCUUAUGUAAUACUGAACCCGCUGUUCUAGCUAGUUUUUUCGCACUUUGUAUUACUGGAAUUUCAUUCUUUCAAACUUUUGUGUUUGUUUGUUUGUCUGUUUUAUUUUUUUCUCACUGCCAGCUUUUAUAUUCUGUAUGGAGCCAUGCACUGAAACCGUAUCCACCCAAUGAUGUGAUCAGGAAUAGUAUUGAAAAAGUAAUGUACAUUGUUUCAUUUGUUAUCAAGUAAAAAUGGUUAAGAGUC
Clupea harengus (Atlantic herring) is the source of this 1726-nucleotide messenger RNA. RefSeq names its product SPG21 abhydrolase domain containing, maspardin (gene spg21). Gene Ontology annotation, cellular component: cytosol; trans-Golgi network transport vesicle. The record is from RefSeq and is a predicted model, not a curated record. Lineage: Eukaryota; Metazoa; Chordata; Actinopteri; Clupeiformes; Clupeidae. Gene Ontology annotation, molecular function: CD4 receptor binding.